Molecule: messenger RNA, 717 nt
Organism: Ipomoea nil (Japanese morning glory)
Lineage: Eukaryota; Viridiplantae; Streptophyta; Magnoliopsida; Solanales; Convolvulaceae
Product: ATP-dependent DNA helicase PIF1-like
Exons: 2
Coding region: 1-717 (238 amino acids)
Source: RefSeq, a predicted model, not a curated record
AUGACGGAUUCGCAGAGGUUCAAAUACCUAAUCACAUUUGGAAACGCUGACCCCGAGCAUCUGAUAGGUCGUUCUAUACUUGCACCAACGCUGGACGUUGUCAACGCAGUUAAUGAAUAUAUGACUGAGUUGCAUAAUGCCGAAAGCAGGUCCUACUAUAGUUCAGACGCAGUAUGCAAAGCCGACGGUGAUAAUGGUAUACUUGGAGAUGUACACACCCCGGAAUUUCUAAACAGCAUUCGUGUGUCGGGUCUACCAAAUCAUACACUGAAUUUGAAAAUUGGCUCACCAGUAAUGUUAAUGAGAAAUAUUGACCAUUCUCUUGGGUUGUGCAAUGGAACUCGGUUGAUAAUCACAAAGUUAGCAGACCAUGUUAUUGAAGGCGAGCUUCUCACUGGUCCCAACAAAGGUACAAAAGUGUUAAUUCCCCGAAUGUCAAUGUCACCCUCGGAUCCAAGAUUGCCGUUCAAGUUUCAACGAAGGCAAUUCCCAUUGAUGCUUUCAUAUGCGAUGACCAUAAACAAAAGUCAAGGCCAAACGUUGACUCAUGUAGGGUUAAUACUAAAGAAACCGGUUUUUGUACACGAUCAGUUGUACGUAGCUGCAUCUCGGGUUAAUAAUCUAGACGGUCUGAAAAUACUGAUUGUAAAAGACUCAAGUUCAACUACUACAUCAACCACCAAUGUUGUAUAUCAUGAAGUUUUCAAUAAUUUGUAA